CCGCCUGAGCCCGGCCCCGGCCCCGGCCCGGGGGUCUCUGUGCCCCCCAGCUCGGGGUGCCCGGUGACACCCCCACACACACACCUCUGGCCCCAGCCCGAGGAUCCCAGCCCCAUGGUCCCGCCAGGCCCUGGGGUCUCUCUGCCCCACCUGGGAGUCCCAGCGCUGAUCCCCCCCAGCCCGGCAGUCCCGUCCCCACCGACCCCCCCAGCCCGCAGGUUUCUGCCCCCCAUCGCCUCAGCACCCUUCCCCUUGCAGAGAGCAGUGGGGUCAGCCCAGCCCCCGCGACACACCCACCCAAGGGCCCAAGGAAGGGACAAGGACCCGGGACAGCCCCCCGCCAUGGCUGGGCAGGGGGAGACCCUGCCUGGGGGCCGUGAGAAGACGUCCCUGGGGGUGACCCUCACCGACAGCCUCAUCGCCAUGAGGAACCUGCCUCGCCUGGUGGAACCCCUGCACCCAGAGAGCCGAUCCACGGAGCUGCUGUCCCCCUCGACUGUCCGCUUGGACCGGGAGAACAUCUGUGCUAUCGGGAGGCUCCAGAGCCUGUGGGAGAUUCACAGCCUCUACCUGCAGCAGAACCAAAUUGAGAAGAUUGAGAAUCUGGGCUGCUUUCCCAACCUGCGGUACGGGCAGCUCCUGCUCCCAAGGAGAUCUCUUUCCAUGGUCAGAGGAGAGUGGGGCUCCCUCCUUCCCUUGGCAGAGCCGGGGGAGGUUCGAGUUGCAGCCCCUGACAGCCUGGUGCUGCUGGCUCUGACCCUGGGGGCCGUGGCGUCCCCCCCACCUCACACCGCUGCCCUCCCUGUGCUCUGCAGGUUCCUCUCCCUGGCUGGAAACCGCAUCCGCAGAGUGGAGAACUUGCAGACCCUGCGACACCUGCGUGUCCUGGACUUGUCCCACAACCAGAUACAGACGCUGGACCCAGAUGAGCUUCCCCGCAGCCUCCGUCUCCUUGACUUAACGGGAAACGAAUGCACCCACCAGGAUGGAUACAGAGAGCUGGUGGUGGGAGCCCUGCCCCACCUCCUGCAGCUGGACGCCCAGCAUGUCCGUGGCGGUGUGGGUGAGGAAAAGGAGGAAGGAGGCUCUUCCAGCAGUGAGGAUGAAGACGACGAGCUGCUCUCUGAGCCGAGCGGCCCUUUCACUGCAGGCAAAGAUUUCUUUGCGGAUCUGCACCGGGAGCUGGCCGGGCGCUCACGGCGGAGGCGGAGGGAGGCCCUGGAGGAACACCAGACCCGUCUGGAAGAGCUGGAGGAGCUGCAGGAGUGUCGGGGUCUGCUGCUGCCUCCUGCACCACUGAGCCCAGGCCGUGAGGGAGCAGCCUGCAUCACGACCCCAGGACCCAGGUGGUCUCAGCCCCGUCCCCAAGCGAAACUGGGGACGCAGCUGCCACCCCUGCCGGGACCUGGUGGGCAGCACGCCUGCCCGCAGCCCCAGCGACCUCCCGGCGGGAGCCAGCCCCGGACUAAGGCUCUGGAGGAGGAGACUCGCGCUAAAGGAGCGAAAAAUAGGCAGUUACCCCGAAUACUCCGCACCAGCAUGGCACCGCAUGGUUGGGAUUAAAGGCUCUUUAUUCCUACACCAAUCUGUCUGUCUGCCACAGAGCCCCCAGCCCCACAGCCAGCCCCAGAG
Aquila chrysaetos chrysaetos is the source of this 1632-nucleotide messenger RNA. It is a transcript of the gene LRRC46, whose product is annotated as leucine rich repeat containing 46. The record is from RefSeq and is a predicted model, not a curated record. The transcript has 7 exons. NCBI's taxonomy places the organism in Eukaryota, Metazoa, Chordata, Aves, Accipitriformes, Accipitridae. Gene Ontology annotation, molecular function: protein binding. Bases 115 to 1563 code for a protein of 482 amino acids.